Enterobius vermicularis (human pinworm) is the source of this 318-nucleotide messenger RNA. Lineage: Eukaryota; Metazoa; Nematoda; Chromadorea; Rhabditida; Oxyuridae. The record is from the annotation of a GenBank genome assembly.
CUGUUAUUUCAGCAAGUAGACGUUCCGCAGGAGUACUUGAAUCGUUUUAUCUCUUCAUGUGUUCAAAGGUGUGACGAUCCUACUUUAACAUCGGCUUCUCUUUGCCGUCAAGUUCGUGUUAUAUGCGUCUUCCUGUCGUCUCUGAUGCGUAACAAGACAUGGAACGUUCACCCACUGUCAAUUGAGCUGCAAAGUUUUGCUUUGAAAUACAGUAAUGUUCGUGAAGCUGCCUCUUUAUACCAAGCAAUUCUUAUAGCAAUGCAAUCAGAAAUUCCAAAGAACGAAACUGAGGUUCAUCCUAGCUUGAAAGCUGACUAA